Cephus cinctus (wheat stem sawfly) is the source of this 1536-nucleotide messenger RNA. It is a transcript of the gene Tcs4, whose product is annotated as probable tRNA N6-adenosine threonylcarbamoyltransferase, mitochondrial. Gene Ontology annotation, cellular component: mitochondrion. The transcript is spliced from 5 exons. Bases 171 to 1496 code for a protein of 441 amino acids. NCBI's taxonomy places the organism in Eukaryota, Metazoa, Arthropoda, Insecta, Hymenoptera, Cephidae. The record is from RefSeq and is a predicted model, not a curated record. Gene Ontology annotation, biological process: tRNA threonylcarbamoyladenosine modification.
CUUUUCAUUCAUUUUUCCUAAAAAUAUUUAUUCAUUUAGUAGCACGACUUGCUUUACGCAGUCAUUUAAAUAUUUAUGUGUCCAAAGCACUUGUCAAUGAUUAUAAAUAAAAGAAUUAUAACAUUUUGAAUAGGUUCAUGUAAUACCGACUGUCAGUUUUUUAUGUAUGUAUGUACUUGUUGCAAAAGAAUACUGGAAGAAUGUUACCCAGAUUUACAAAUGUAAUAUUUUAUAAGGCCCCAAUACCCUGUUGUAAGAUGAGAUAUCUAAGAAAAAUAUUGCCUAGAAUUUCUGCUAUGACGGUACAUUCAAGAAACUUUAUAAGUGACAAACCUGUUGUUGUACUAGGAAUUGAAACAAGCUGUGACGACACUGGCUGUGGAAUUGUAAAUAGUAAUGGAACUAUUCUAGGAGAAGCAAUUCACUCACAGCAAAUAAUACACUUAAAUAAUGGUGGCAUAAUACCACCGAUUGCUCGAGAUCUACAUAGUAAACACAUUACUGAAAUUUGUGAAAAUGCUUUGAACUCAGCUAAUAUGAAACUCAGAGACGUUGAUGCCAUUGCUGCUACAGUUAAGCCUGGACUUCCACAGUCUUUAUUAAUAGGAACAAAAUUUGGAAAGUAUUUGUCUAAGAUUGGAAGAAAGCCAUUUAUUCCUAUACAUCACAUGGAGGCUCAUGCAUUGACUGCAAGAAUGGUGCACAAGGUGGACUUUCCGUUUUUGGUCUUAUUAAUAUCGGGAGGUCAUUGUUUGCUGGCACUUGUUGAAAAAGUAGACAAAUUUUAUCUUCUUGGUGCUAGCAUAGAUGAUGCACCUGGUGAGGCUUUUGAUAAGGUUGCCCGUAGGUCAAAAUUGCACAACAUCCCAGAUUUCUAUGAUAUAUGCAGUGGUGCAGCGUUAGAAAUUGCAGCAACCAGAGCUACAGAUCCAGAACAAUUUUAUUUUCCUCCAUCUUUAUGCCAAUAUAGAAAUUGUAAUUUCAGUUUUGCUGGUAUAAAAUCUAGAGCCAUAUACCAUCUUAUAAAAGAAGAGAAACGACACAAUAUAGUUGGUGACUCCAUCAUUCCCGAUAUUUACAAUCUCUGUGCCGCCUUCCAAAUGGCUAUUAGCAGGCACAUAUGUAAUAGAACACAAAGAGCAAUGGAGUAUAUUCAGAUGAAAAAUUUACUUCCAAUGGAAAACAAAACCCUGGUAGUCUCAGGUGGAGUAGCUUGCAAUAAUUUCAUAGCCAAUGCAUUAAAUAUCAUUUGUUCAGAAAUGGGAUACAAUUUGGUACGACCACCACCAAAAUUAUGUACUGAUAAUGGAAUAAUGGUAGCAUGGAACGGGGUAGAAAGAUAUAUGGCCAACAGUGACAUUUUAACAAAUCCCGAAGACAUAGAAAAAGUUGAUAUUAACCAAAAAGCUCCGCUUGGAGAAAACUGGAUUGAAAGAGUAACUGAAGCAAACUUAAAGUGUAAGUGGAUCCAAAUUAAAAAAUUGUAUGCCAAAUGAUUGUAUAGUAGGAAAUGUAAAUAAAAAUUGUACAGGUGAA